Molecule: messenger RNA, 687 nt
Organism: Sclerotinia sclerotiorum 1980 UF-70
Lineage: Eukaryota; Fungi; Ascomycota; Leotiomycetes; Helotiales; Sclerotiniaceae
Exons: 4
Coding region: 1-687 (228 amino acids)
Source: RefSeq, a predicted model, not a curated record
AUGGCUAUGGAAGGCUUUAAUGUUACGAAGUUGAAUGAGGAGAGUCAAUUAAGGGAUGUGAUGAUUCAGACAAUCUGCAACACGUCUCCUUUGAACAUGAGUAGCAAACGUCUCAUCCAACUAAGGAGACAUUCUACAGUGGUGACCUUGGCAGUAGGCGCAACAUCGUCAGGCAAUCCAUCUUCAUCCAGAACUGCGCCCAGUUCACAGAAUGUUCCUGAUUUUCGAUUCACCGAUGAACAGCUACAAAAAUCCAAAACUCACCUCAACACUGCUGGUCCAAAAGAGGCCUCUGCUGUCAAAAUUUCUGAUGCCAAAUACCAUUCCGAAACUUCAGCAUCCCUUGCUCCGAAGCACCGUGUUCCGUUCCAGUAUACUCAUGACCGCUUACAAACUUGGGGCCACGCUUAUUUUGGAAAUAUUGCUACCGCCGAUGCUUUCGUCAAUGCUACAAAUAGCAAUCAGGCGGCAGUCCCAAUCCAGUAUGCUUUACAUUAUCUCCCGGUUUUGGCGGCUUUGAUGCUAUCAGGACACAUUCGGAAGGGCGAUUCCAUUGAUCUCCCUUUACCCAGCCCCAAAGUAUGGAUUGACACAAUCGCUUAUGUUUAUACUGGCCAAGGGGAAGUCACAUUAGCCAUGAAGGAGAACAUUGUGUUUCUAGCGGGACGGGUAGAAAGCGAAGGCUAA